AUGGUGAACAACCCUUCCACCAAUGAUACACCAGGAAGGCCAAAGGAUAAAGUGGAAAGGAAGAAGAGCAUUGUGCAGCAAGUGUGGGAGAAAGCUAUAAAGAAGAGUAAAUCAAAGAAGAAGAAGGGAAGUAAGAAACCUCCCCCAUACUCCUAUUGCAAUGAAGACGGGCAUAGCGUUCAAACAUGCAAAUACAUGCAAACAACACAAGAGAUGCUGAAAGCAAUGAAAGAAAUGGAGUUGAAGCUCUAG
Messenger RNA from Miscanthus lutarioriparius, 252 nucleotides. Lineage: Eukaryota; Viridiplantae; Streptophyta; Magnoliopsida; Poales; Poaceae. The record is from the annotation of a GenBank genome assembly.